This is a messenger RNA of Lepisosteus oculatus (spotted gar), 5262 nucleotides long. It is a transcript of the gene abcc8, whose product is annotated as ATP-binding cassette, sub-family C (CFTR/MRP), member 8. The record is from RefSeq and is a predicted model, not a curated record. NCBI's taxonomy places the organism in Eukaryota, Metazoa, Chordata, Actinopteri, Semionotiformes, Lepisosteidae. Gene Ontology annotation, cellular component: membrane. Gene Ontology annotation, biological process: transmembrane transport; potassium ion transport. Gene Ontology annotation, molecular function: ABC-type transporter activity; sulfonylurea receptor activity; ATP hydrolysis activity.
AUGUUUCUGUGCGUGCUUGUCAACAUCAAUAAAAAGGAUAUCUUCACAAUGGGAUGUAGGCUGGAGUUAACAGGUUUUCUGACUCUUUUCUAAAUUAUCACAAGUUACAUCGAUAUAUAUCGUUAUAUACAGUAUAGCUUGGAAACUUUCGGCACAGAUCCAGGUACUGUUACAUGUCUAGUCACAACAGUACUACAAGGAACACAAUGUGAAUGUAUUACUACUAUUCGUCAAAGAGGAUCGAAUUGUGCACUCGAAACAAUUCUUCAUUGAGUUUGCCGUGCGUAUUGGAGAAGUAUUCAUAUGUUCGUUUCGAUAUAUUUAGUCAACGGUGGAAACAACAUUUGUGGAUCAAGAUGUUACCGCGGUACAAACCAAGUCCGAGCUCCACCAUGUCCUUGGCUUUCUGUGGUAAUGACAACAAUUCUGCUGCUUACAAUGUAGACAAGGGAGUGCUUAACAACGGUUGCUUUUUGGAUGCUCUCACCGUGGUUCCCCAUGUGUUCCUGCUGUUUAUAACCUUCCCUAUAUUAUUCAUUGGAUGGGGGAGUCAAAGUUCAAAGGUACACAUUCAUCACAGCACGUGGCUGCACUUCCCCGGCCAUAAUUUACGAUGGAUCCUGACGUUCAUUCUGCUGUUUGUGCUGGUGUGUGAGAUUGCAGAGGGCAUUGUGUCAGAUGGGUGUACAGAGUCCCACCAUCUGCAUCUUUACAUGCCUGCUGGACUGGCAUUCAUGGCUGCAAUCACAUCCAUUGUCUACUAUCACAAUAUUGAAACCUCGAACUUCCCCAAGUUGUUGCUGGCUCUUCUAGUCUACUGGAUCUUAGCCUUUGUCACAAAGACCAUCAAGUUUGCCAAGUACUGCGAGCAUGGGAUUGGACUGACCCAGCUGCGCUUCUGCAUCACAGGGCUGCUGGUGCUGCUCUAUGGGAUGUUGCUGGCUGUGGAGAUGAAUGUCAUUCUAGUGCGGCGCUAUGUGUGUUUCAAACACCCCACAGAGGUCAAGCCUCCUGAAGAUCUGCAGGACCUGGGCGUGCGCUUCCUGCAGCCCUUCGUCAACCUCCUGUCAAAGGGCACCUACUGGUGGAUGAACACGUUCAUCACCUCUGCACACAGGCGGCCCAUUGACCUAAAGGUGAUCGGCAAGCUGCCUAUCGCAAUGAGGGCCCUCACUAACUACAUGGUCCUAAGGAAAGCUUUUGAAGCACAAAAGAAAAAGGGCUCCUCAUACCCGCAGGGGCCAAAGUCAAUCUGGGGGGCCCUGCGCCACGCCUUUGGAAGGCCCCUCAUUCUCAGCAUCACAUUCCGCUUCCUGGCAGACCUGCUGGGGUUUGCUGGGCCACUCUGCAUCUCCGGAAUCGUGCACCACAUCAGCAAGGACAACAAGACCAUCAUCCCUCCAGUGAAACUUCUGGGAGCGUAUUUCAUUUCUUCCCAAGAGUUCCUGGCCAAUGCCUAUGUCCUGGCUGUUCUUCUGUUUUUUGCCCUUCUCCUCCAAAGGACAUUUCUCCAGGCAUCCUAUUAUGUGGCGAUUGAAACAGGGAUUAAUCUGAGAGGAGCAAUACAGACAAAGAUCUACAAUAAAAUCAUGCGUCUUUGCACUUCAAACAUGUCAAUGGGAGAGAUGACAGUGGGACAGAUUUGUAACCUGGUUGCCAUAGAUACAAAUCAGCUGAUGUGGUUCUUCUUCCUCUGCCCUAACCUCUGGGCUAUGCCAUUUCAGAUUAUUGUCGGAGUGAUUCUGCUCUACUACCUCCUGGGAAUAAGUGCCUUGAUUGGAGCCACAGUGAUCGCAGUCCUGGCACCAGUACAGUACUUUGUGGCCACCAGACUGUCCCAAGCACAGAAAAGCACUUUAGAGUAUUCCAGUGAACGGCUGAAAAAGACCAAUGAGCUUCUGAGAGGGAUCAAGCUCCUGAAGCUGUACGCCUGGGAGCACAUUUUCCAUGACAGUGUGGAAGAGACGCGACAGAAAGAGCUGACCAGUCUCAAAGCCUUUGCUCUUUACACUUCCAUCUCCAUUUUCAUGAAUGCAGCAAUACCAAUCGCAGCAGUACUUACUACCUUUGUGGUUCACGUGCACCUGUCUGAGGAUGCUGACCUGUCUCCUGCUGUGGCCUUUGCUUCCCUCUCCCUCUUCCACAUCCUGGUGACCCCGCUCUUCCUUCUCUCCAGUGUGGUGCGCUCUACUGUCAAAGCUCUCGUCAGUGUGCAGAAACUCAGCGAGUUCUUCUCCAGUGAAGAAAUUGGGGAGGAGCAUGACCUCAAGGCGACAGUUCCGCAGAGCUCUGGCAAUCACAACAAAUACCAGGCUGUGCCACUAAAGGUUGUGAACCGCAAACGGCCGGCCAGGGAUGAGUGGAACAGCUUCAGCUCCCAGAGGGAUAGAGACACCCCCACCACUGACGAGCGAGAGGACGUCUACAUCAAGAUAACAAAUGGAUACUUCACCUGGAUGCCAGAUGGAUCACCCACAUUGUCCAACAUAGACAUAAAGAUCCCCUAUGGUCAAUUGACAAUGAUUGUGGGACAGGUGGGCUGUGGGAAAUCCUCACUGCUUCUUGCUGCACUUGGAGAAAUGCAGAAGAUUUCAGGGAUUGUUUACUGGAACAGCAGUCUUUCCAGUCAUGAUUCAGAGGGGGAUGAAAGCACUACAGAGAGAGACACAGCUGGAGAGGCAGACGAAAGGAAAAGAGGUUCUGUAGCCUAUGCCUCCCAGAAGCCUUGGCUUUUAAAUGCUGCUGUGGUAGAAAACAUCAUCUUUGAGAUGCCCUUCAACAAACAGAGGUACAAAACAGUCAUCGAAGCUUGCUCACUCCAGCCAGACAUUGACAUCCUACCACAGGGAGACCAGACACAGAUUGGAGAACGGGGUAUCAAUCUAUCAGGGGGACAGAGACAACGCAUCAGUGUGGCCAGGGCACUGUACCAGCAAACAAAUGUGGUCUUCCUGGAUGAUCCGUUCUCAGCCCUGGACAUCCACUUGAGUGACCACCUCAUGCAGGAGGGAAUACUGAAGCUGCUGAGAGAGGAGAAGAGAACAGUGGUUCUUGUUACUCACAAAUUACAGUAUCUUCCUCAUGCAGACUGGAUUAUUGCUAUGAAGGAUGGCACGAUUCAGAGAGAGGGGACACUGAAAGACAUUCAGAACUCGGAGCCAGAGCUCUUUGAACACUGGAAAACCCUGAUGAACAGACAGGACCAAGAGCUGGAAAAGGAGACUGUGGCCGAGAGUAAAACAGUGCUUGAGCGAAAGAACUUGAGGCGUGCCAUGUACUCUAGAGAAGCCCUCAUGAAAACAGAAGAAGAAGAUGAAGAGGAGUCCACAGAGAGUGACGAUGAAGAUAACAUGUCUUCAGUGCUCCGACACAGAGCCACCAUACCCUGGCGAUCGUGUGGGACCUAUCUGAGCUCUGCCGGCAUACUGCUCCUCCCUCUCCUGCUGCUCUCCCAGCUCUUUAAGCACUCUGCCAUGCUGGCAACCGACUACUGGCUGGCCAAGUGGACCUCUGAUGUCAUCACACUAAAAAACGAUGCAAACGGGAAGAACUGCAGCACCACCCAGGAGUGCGGAUUCAGUCACUCCUCGUACUCCACGGUGUUCAGCAUUCUGUGCUGCCUGGGGAUCGUCCUGUGCCUCGUCACCUCGGUGGCAGUCGAAUGGACUGGCCUUCGCGUUGCCAAGGAGCUGCACCACAGUCUGCUAAACAAGAUCAUCCUGGCACCAAUGAGGCUCUUCGAAACAACUCCCCUUGGAAACAUUCUGAACAGAUUCUCCGCUGAUACUAACACUAUUGACCAGCACAUCCCUGCCACUCUGGAGUGCCUGAGCCGCUCCACCCUGCUGUGCGUGUCCGCGCUGGCCGUCAUCUCCUACGUCACGCCUGUGUUCCUGAUUGCGCUCGUGCCGCUCGCCAUCGCCUGCUACUUCAUCCAGAAGUAUUUCCGAGUGGCCUCCAGGGAUUUGCAACAGUUAGAUGACAGCACACAGCUCCCCUUGCUCGCCCAUUUCUCUGAAACGGUAGAAGGUCUGACAACUAUACGUGCUUUCAGGUACGAGGCAAAAUUCAGACAGAAGCUUUUGGAAUAUACAGACGCCAACAACAUUGCCUCUCUCUUCCUUACAGCAGCCAAUCGCUGGUUAGAAGUUCGGAUGGAGUAUAUUGGUGCCUGUGUGGUUCUGAUUGCAGCUGUAGCCUCCAUUACCAACUCGCUUUACAACCAGCUGUCUUCUGGACUCGUAGGACUGGGUCUGACAUAUGCUCUCAUGGUGUCUAAUUAUCUCAACUGGAUGGUGCGCAAUCUUGCAGACAUGGAGGUACAGCUUGGGGCUGUGAAAAGAAUCAAUGGGCUCUUGCAGGUAGAGCCUGAGAACUACGAAGGCCUCCUCUUGGCAUCCCAAAUUCCUGCAAACUGGCCCCACCAAGGAGAGAUCCAGAUCCAGAAUCUGAGUGUGCGCUACGACAGCACACUGAAACCUGUUUUGAAGCACGUCAAUGCGCACAUCUCACCUGGACAAAAGGUUGGAAUAUGUGGGCGAACUGGAAGUGGAAAAUCUUCAUUUUCUUUAGCCUUUUUCAGAAUGGUUGACACAUUCGAAGGACGGAUUGUCAUUGAUGGAAUAGAUAUUGCUAAGCUGCCUUUACAGACUCUCAGAUCCAGAUUCUCAAUUAUUCUUCAAGACCCAAUUUUAUUCAGUGGCACAAUCCGGUUUAAUUUGGAUCCAGAGAGAAAGUGCACAGACAGCAUGCUUUGGGAAGCUCUGGAAAUAGCCCAGCUCAAGCCUGUGGUGAAGGCUUUGCCUGGAGGCUUAGAUGCAAUGGUGACGGAAGGAGGAGAGAACUUCAGCCUGGGGCAACGUCAGCUGUUCUGCUUGGCACGAGCAUUUGUGCGGAAGAGCAGCAUUUUGAUCAUGGAUGAAGCCACUGCGUCUAUAGACAUGGCCACGGAGAACAUCUUACAGAAAGUUGUGAUGACAGCAUUUGCAGACAGAACUGUGGUUACCAUAGCACACCGUGUACAUACAAUCCUGAAUGCAGACUUGGUUAUAGUUAUGAAGCGAGGAAUCAUUUUGGAAUAUGACAAGCCUGACGUCCUGUUAGAGCAUGAAGACAGUGUCUUUGCUUCUUUUGUCCAAGCAGAUAAAUAAGAAGAAAAACACUAUAGAACUCUGAAGUGCAAUUGUACUGCUGUAUUAAUUAGUUUUAUACAAUUGUGUACAUCUGUAAAUAAACUAAUUCUUUAAUAAAAAUUACCAUUAA